Molecule: messenger RNA, 1446 nt
Organism: Eucalyptus grandis
Lineage: Eukaryota; Viridiplantae; Streptophyta; Magnoliopsida; Myrtales; Myrtaceae
Exons: 2
Coding region: 34-1326 (430 amino acids)
Source: RefSeq, a predicted model, not a curated record
AUAUGGCAGGUACAAUUUCCUUGCCUUCAAUCAAUGGUUCUCUCCCAUAUGGACAACUUAAGCAAAAUAUGGAACUUUGGUCCUCAAGAAACUCUCACUUUUAAACAUUUGCAUAAAGUGGAGGCUCAAAAUUGUAAGAACCUUGAAAAUUUAUUUCCGUAUUGGGUGGCUACAAGUCUAGUCCAACUUAAGGAACUUCGGGUGGAGUCUUGUGGACUCAAGGAAAUAGUGACGAGUGGAGAUGACACUCCAUGCCCUAUCACUACUCAAUUUCUUAUCCCGGAACUGACUUCUUUGGUGUUACAUGAUAUGCCACAACUCAAGAGCUUUUGCUCUAUCAUGUCCACUUUGAAUUGGCCAUUCUUGAUGGAAUUGCGAGUGACCCACUGUGACAAAUUGAACAUGUUGUCUUUUGCGGCAUCCAUGAAUAAGUGGGCUCAAAGAGAUGAUCAACACCAUCUUUUAGACCCUGAAGCACACAUCUCGAUUGAGAGGGGCAUUCCCACUUUGGAGAGACUUUUAUUAGUCGAUAAGGAUAUUGAGAUGAUACAGAACAGAAAAUUUUCUGAUGACAUCUUUGGCAAGCCAAAAGCACUAACAUUGGCAUGCUUUCAUGAUGAAAAUGUCGUCUUUCCUCCCAUAUUCCUCCUACAAAGAUUUCAUAACCUACAAAGCCUUGAGGUCUUUUGUAGUUCAUUUGAAGAUAUAUUCCUUGAUAAAGGGCUCGUUGAAGUGGGAAAACAUCCUGUGCUUGAAAAUUUGAAAGAACUUAAGUUAAGCAAGCUACCCAACCUAAAGCGUGUCUGGAGAGAAGGCUAUUUGGUGGCGAAAAUUCUUCAGAGUAUUAGCAUAUUUGAGGUGUGGGAUUGUCCCAGUUUGACAACAUUAUUUCCAAUCGUGACAUCCUUCCAGAAUUUGACGGAGUUAGUGGUGAAGAAUUCUUCUGGAUUGGUACAUCUAGUGACAGUUUCAGCAAUCACAAAUUUGAUGCAUCUCAUUGACAUGACUAUAAUUGGAUGUGAAAGAAUGAAAGAAGUCGUGGCAAAUGAUGAAAACGGAGAAAGAAAAGUGAUUUCUCUUAGGAAGCUAGAAAGUUUGACCCUCCAACAUCUACCAAGCCUAGAAUGCUUCUCCUCCACCACAAUAUGUAGCUUCGGGUUCCUAUCCUUGGAAUAUGUUAAGGUGGAAGAGUGCCCAAAAAUGAAGAUCUUUUCCAAUGGUACUCUAAGCACACCAAAACUAAAAUGGGCGAGACUGUUUAGAUACAAGUGUGGUAGCCACUGGAAAGGUGAUCUCAAUGCAACCAUACAAAAGUUAUCAGCAUAAUAAAUGCACACAAAAUUGGUAAGAUCCAGUUAAGGUCAUUCUCAUUUAUUAUUAUUUUUUCGCUUGCCUCUGCUUCUCAAAUUUUCCAUCAGCUGAAGCAUCAUAGGUUCUAAACUUUUC